Molecule: messenger RNA, 13500 nt
Organism: Porites lobata
Lineage: Eukaryota; Metazoa; Cnidaria; Anthozoa; Scleractinia; Poritidae
Source: the annotation of a GenBank genome assembly
AUAAUUUUGUACUAAAUGUUUCUCCGAUGCAUAAGGUGAUCAUUGGCAAAAAGCGUCUUAAGAGACUCGUUUCUCUUCCUACAACAGGAACGAGAAAAUGGCGAUCAAAGGACUCGAGGGAAGGGGCUGGAUCGGUAAGUAUCUAAGCACAUCGGAAGUGAAUCUUCUAUAAACGCGCUAUGCUUUCAGGAAGAAAAAAUCUAUAGUCUGUAAUCCUUGUGUUUUUAAACUAAUUCGUGACCUUUUUUCUUGGACUAUACUCGCUGUCAAGAAGUUUAUGACAAGCUAUAAAAGUCAGAAUGCAAACGGAGAUAUUUUUAAUUUUAGAAACGAGCGAGACCCCUGCGUGGUUUUUAAUUCCUUUUGAACAGUCAAAAGAAUUGAUUACAGUUAUCGAAAUUACUCCUCUGAGUUACACUGUCAAAGAGACAUAUAGUUAUAGAAGCAUUUUACUUGUAAAUUCAAGGUUUUGCGACGUAUUAACGUCUAUAGCGAUGUCAAAAAAGGACAAUUAACAGCACCUACUGGUAAAUUAAAAUGUACAAACACCAAAAUCUCCUCUCAGUCCAUGUCUUAAAAAGCAGUUAAUCUUAAAUGGCAAGCUAAACGCAAGAUUCAGAAUCCUUAAAACGUUUCUGAAGCUGACAAAUCAGUAUUUCCCCUUGUUGUACUCUUGCUUAAGAAGAUUUAGAGGUUUAAAUUCUUGCCAUUGUAAAUUUUUUUCGUCAAUAAUUUAUUAGCUAAAUCUAUUUGUUUUGUUUUCUUUAUCACUUUUACUGUUAUUUUUCGCCCUAGAUCCGUUGUUAUUUGAGUGCAAUAAUUGUCUUGUGGGAAAUUAGCUUGUUCCAAUGUCUCCUAAGAAAGAAUAUCUUACCAGUCCAUGAGCUGUACUUCUCAAAAGGCAAAACAUUGAAAACUGAACUGAACAUUACUGAUAAGACAAAAUUAGCUUGUGAAACUAUCACUACCGUUAUAUAAUACUCUGUUUAGCUCCCCACCCCAUCCAUCUCAAAUAGUCCUUCCUCUUAUUCAGCCCCCACUUCUCUUUUAAGCUCACUUCCCUUCCCCUCCCCUCCCCUCCCCCUUUAUUGCCAACAAGCAAGCCGAGUGAAGACAGUCAGCUUGCAAGGCGGCCAGCUUAAUGCCACACGAAGUAUUGCAGCAGGCAGAAAAAUUCUUGACUGUGCUGUGAAAAGUGUAAUGUAAGGUGUGGAUUCCCUGGGGAUUUCUGUGGCGUUAGAUUUCAUGUGUAGUUUCACGUGACUUUUGAUGACCUUUGUUGUAAACAAACGAACCCUCAAAGUUUGGACAAUGUUCUCUGCCACACUACUGUACUUGUACGAACUACAACUCACUGUUUUUGCCAUGCUUUUAGCUAUAAUUUCGCCUAGUUCCAGCUGUAGUUCUUACUCUUAAAACGAGUGAAUUGUCUGCAAUUUUUUUUUUCACAACCAAAACAACUCAACCUUGUCCCCAGGUCUUCUCGGUAACAGUGCCUUAACCUGUAGCGACCUUUUUUGACGUCAUUUCCUCGUUAAACACAAAAUAACUUCUUCCAAAUUUGGUCAUCAGUGACUGGUUAUGGUGAAUUAUGUGUGAGCUUUAAGCCAAUCAGAAUUGGGGAAAUAUUUCGAAUGAAUAAUAAUUUUACUUAAUGAUCUGUAAAAAUGACUGUAUUUUUAUGCAAUUUUUUAUGUAUUUAUGUUAACACAAUUUGCCAUUAUUUUAAUCUUUUAGGGUUUUGGAAAGCCAAAUGUUUAUCAUGCAACGAUUGUAAUCUUUCUAGAGUUUUUUGCUUGGGGGCUGCUCACAUCACCUAUGUUAACAGUAAGUCCAAAUAUUUUUGAUUUUUAAACAAAUUAAAUCAGUCAUCAAUUGAAAUCUUUAAGCGAUGUGAUAAUCGAUUAGGGAAAGUGUUUAAUUGAUUAUCGUGUGAACUGUCAGAUAAUUAUUAACUGACAGUAGACUACCACCUAUGGUAAAAGUCGUCAAACUGAAGCAAACUCCUUGUUUUCGUUUUUCUCUAGGUUUUACACACCACAUUCGAAGAACACACUUUUCUAAUGAAUGGUUUAAUACAAGGAGUGAAGGUAAGAUGCUUCCUUAAUUCCAUUUUAACAUCUAUGUAUAUUUGAAAGGUAUCCUUAUUUUUCUUGCAUGAAAAAAAAAUUGUUCUUUUCUUCUUAAGGCUAAUAAGUUGUUGUCACUUUUUUUCAGGGUCUUUUGUCCUUUCUUAGUGCACCUUUAAUCGGUGCUCUCUCAGAUGUUUGGGGACGUAAAUCCUUCCUUCUUGUAACUGUUUUCUUUACGUGUAUUCCCAUUCCACUUCUUAGAUUCAACCCAUGGUAAGUUUAUAACAAUGACUUGAUAAAUGUAAUGGUGACGAUGAUGAAAAAAAUGAUUAGCCUGCGAGCAAGCUCUCUGGGGUGGUGGCGCGGGAAAAGGAAGGAGAGCUUACAACUAAAUCUCUGGAAUUUGAAUUCGGCCUCCAAUUUACCUGUGGCUCCAUGUCGACUGAGCUGUCAGAUUUCCUCCAAUCAGUGUGAAGCAGAAAUGAGCGGGAAUGUAAACAAACAUUGAAAAACACGCAAAAGCAUGCGUUAAGGGUAAUGAUGUCAUUACUAAUGUCAUCUCCGCCAAACAGCAUUUCACAUCGACUUUUUUAAUGCAGAAAAUCAAAUUCCAGAAACGUAGCUGCAAGCUCUCCUUCCUUUUCACGCCCCAGUGCCAGAGCCGCCCAGAGAGCUUGCCCCCAGGCUAAGUGAUGGUCAUUGACUCAGAUUUCAUCAUCAAGGACUAUCAAUAAAGAUAGCACUAAGGCUAUGGUCAAUUUCAUUUUUGUAUCUCCUGAUAAAAAAAGUCAUCAAGUUUGAGCAGUACAAAAUACAAAUUACUUUACAUGUAAUGGUUUAUUACUAGAGUAACACUUCUAAUUCUUCCACGUACGUAGUUUACGUCAUUUUUAAUUUUAAACUAUCAUGUUUGUAAUAAUUAUAUUGAAUGACUGUUUAUUUUUUUCCUGGCAUAUAAAUAAACUGAAACUGAAUUUUAUAAUAUUAUUGUGUUCUUUCUUACGUUAAUUUUUUUGUCUUCUGUUUUCUACACUACAGGUGGUUUUUUGCUAUGAUCUCAGUGUCUGGAAUGUUUGCUGUCACAUUUUCAAUAGCUUUUGCUUAUGUUGCUGAUUGUACAGAAGAAAAUGAGCGAAGUACAGCUUAUGGACUGGUAAGAUAUUCAUUUCUACACUGUAUUUUGAUCAGAGCAAUGUUACAUGAAUGCCAAGGCAAUAGAUGUUAUGCCAAUAUGCAAUUUUUCACAAAGUUAAUCUCAAAAUAAUUUCAUCUUAAAGUAUAAUCCCUUGAAAAUCCCAUUGGAAACAUCAUACUGAACCUUCCAGGGGCACCCAACGACCAAUUAAUGUUUCCAAGUAUGUCAGAACUGUCUCAGAUGGUUUUCUCUAUGGCUGAGAAGCCUGUUUGGUUCAUUUGGAGCUGCCCAGUGAGAACUGUUUAUCUGUUUGGAUGUCUUUUUCGUCUCAUUCACAACUGUUAGCUUCCCUGAUGGGUGCGGUUGAAAGUUCAAGGACAUUUAGUUGCCAUACCUCCAUCAGAAGUUUCUAGGGGUUGUUUUGUCCUUAAAAAUUUAAAAAAGACAAUAAUAAUAUUGCAAUAUCUUGGUAAUAAGAUGUGAAAACAACCUCUGAAAAUCAUAUGUUUGGCUGUAGAAAUUUCUAGGCAAUAUUUACUUCUUCUGACAGUUACUGUAUUUUACAGAAAUAGUCAGUCGGGGCCCCUGCCUUUGAAACUCACAAAUCUCAGGGCUUCUGAUAUUAUGCAAUGGGCAAAGAACACAAGAAUGUACAUGUACAUGUUAACUACAGGUCAAAGAAAAAAAUUUAACCUAGAUUGAUUCUCCAUUAAUUUUCCUUGGCCUCCUAGCCCUAAUUACAGCUGUAGUUAGACAACAAAUUAAAUUCAUGUUAAAAUAAUAAUAAUUAUUUUAACAUGAAGUUAAUUUUGACCUUUGUUUGCUUUUUGUUAAUGAUAUACGAUACAAUAUAAUUUUUUUUCAUCAAAUUUAAUAUUUUUACCAAGAAAUACUUUCCUUGCUGAAAGAACACAAGAAUAUAUAGAGAAUACUUCAUGGAAAGUGCGGGCGUACGGUAUUUACGCACAAGUUGUUGACGUAUCAGAAAUCGAACGAGUGAGCGCAGCGAACGAGUGAGAUUUCUGAUACAAAAACAACGAGUGCGUAAAUACUGUACAAAGCACUUUCUAUGUGGUAUUGUGUUUAUUAUAUAUAUACUGAGAUUUUAAUUCUUGUUUUUCCUCUUUAAUGACAGACCGAGACAAAACUCUGUUACAUGAAUUAAAGUUAAAAACUCAUGCAAGGAUUAUAACAUAAACUUGAAUUUCUGCCAGAAAUUUAACAUUACAGCAAGCAAAUAAUGUUCAAAUAUUAUUUCUAAACUUUAAUCCGAGUCGGACUCCUCAAUUCGGAUUCUCUUCCACCUUUUUUCGGUGGUUUCGGUGACGGAACUCCUGGUUUGAAUGGUCGGCGAGGUAGUAAGCGCAUUAAUGGAAAUCGUAAAUUGUCCUCCACUUAUUACUGCUCCAUCAAAAAAACUCAUCGGGGUUUUACUAGUGCAAGUGCUCGCAGCAGCAGUUUCGUUAGUUGCAGUAGUUACUUGUGUUUGCGACGAUGCUCGGCUUAAGAUGCCUGAUAUGUUUAUUUGUUGAUUUAGGUUCAAGCUACUAUAGUUUGUUAUGCUUUGCACGUUCUUGUGCCCACUUAACUGCAUUAUAUGCGUUGGCGGAAUUUCACUGUCAUUAAGUUUUUGAAUCAUGUGUUUACGAGCACUAUGGUUCGUGAGUCGCUCGUUGUUGAUGUUUGCUUUUGAAGCCAUUGUUUUCAUCAAAGUGUUUAAUUUAUUUACACCCAUAGGUGCCGACUUGAACCAGUGCUUUUUGGAGCCGUCUGUUUUCGUGUGGUUUAUUCCCAAGUAGAAUGGCGAAUCGUCAGCCAUCAUGUUUUCCGGUCGCUUUUCACGGUAAAUUUUGUACGCCACGACAGGAUCUCGUUCAUCACCAGUUGAAAACAUUUUCGGGGAAACUUUUCGAACGUUUGAGGCGUCUACUCCAGACCUUGUUUUUGUCUGUCUUUCAUUGUAAACUAGAUAGUCGUUACCUUGUGCGUCCUUACAAAGCUUUACAUCUCCCCAGCACAAAUCCCUAUGCUCUUGACAAACACGCAUUCCAAAAUGAAUGGUGUUGUUCAGCCAAACAGUAUUCAACAAUGAUUCAGCAGAAGAAACUCCAAGCAAAUUGUUUUCGUGAAGUAUAUCGACUUCUUCGUCCGUGAUAGCCACAGCGGCUUUGUCCUUGUUGCCUCGGCCUGCUUUCUUCAGCUCUUUUUGUUUAGCCUGUAAACACUUCCUAAACAAUUCAAAUUCUUUAUCGUUAAUGAUACUCUUAGUAUAAUUAUUUUUCUUCAAAUGUCUUUCAAUACUUGAAACAAGGCAUCUUAAACUUGAAGGCUCAUAAUCCUCUCCGUCUUUACGUCUCACAGACCGAAUAAACUCCGCAAGGUGCUUGUUUAAUUCUGCGGGCUCUAUGUCUUGCACUUCUCGCUCGUCGUUCUUUUCGUUUCUCAAAAACGUUUCCAGCAAUUUCACAUCUCGUUUCGUUUUCCCUUUCGUAUUCCUGUUUUCGAGACUUUCUACGUAAUCCUCGACUGAAGUAUCGUGAUCAACAAACCUUUUCUCGUUCAUGUUUUUAAGCUUCAACACUUGCGAAAGAUUUCUUUAACAAAGUGAAAUGCUGCGAGCUGAAUGAAAAUCACCUUGUUACGGCUCACACGUCAAAAAACAUGAUAUGCAGCACCUGAUUGGACGUAUCGUUUUCCUCACACGUGGAAAAAGCAAUACGCGCCAUUUGAUUGGCUGUCGGGUUCUUAGACCAGCUUGUGAACCAAAUUUAUUUCGCGCCUUUUCAAUGGGUAAAUCUCAGUACAUAUAUAAUAAACAUGUACAUGUUACAGGUCAAAAAAAAAAAUUUAACCUAGAUUGAUUCUCCAUUUCCUUGGUCUCCUAGCCCUAAUUACAGCUGUAGUUAAACAAUAAUUAUUAUUUUAACACAAAUAUAAUUUUGACCUUUGUUUGCUUUUUGUUAAUAAUAUACGAUACAAUGUAAUUUUAUUCGACCAAAAUUAAUAUUUUUACCAAGAAAUAGUUUCUUUGGUGAUUAUUUUAACACAUGGAUAUGUUGGAUUUUUAGGUUUCUGCUACAUUUGCUGCAAGUCUAAUUAUUAGCCCAGCCUUGGGUGCUUAUAUAGGAAAAAUAUAUGAUGACAGUGCAGUUGUAGCAUUAGCAACAUUUGUGGCUGCCUCAGAUCUCUUAUUUAUCUUAAUUGCUGUUCCCGAGUCCCUUCCGGAGCGAAUUCGUCCAGCGUCAUGGGGGGCACCAAUCUCCUGGGAGCAGGCAGAUCCAUUUGCUGUAAGUUGACAUAGAAAUUGCCUGAGAAAACAGCAGUCAUUUGGUGACGCUACCACUGGUUUCCCCUCCAAGUGAUGUCUUAUAAACAAGCGCAGAAAUUCCAUACUGGUGAGGCAUCAUUACUCAGAUCUGGGUAGUGAUGCGUCGUCUGUAUCGAAUUUCUGCGCUCAUUUCUCAGAUGUCAUUUGGCGCGGAAACCAGUGGUAGCAUCACCAAAUGUUUGCUGUUUUCUCAGGCUAACAUACAAAUAAUUAUCUAAAAAAAUAAUUAUUACAACAGUGCCAUUUGCUAACAUCUUGUGAUGCCACCUCAAGUUUCCCUGCGAAUCAACAUGUGAGGAAAACGCGCAGAAAUACUGAUGACGUCUCACUGCCCUAAUCUGGGUAGCAGUGGUGGUUCUGAUUGGAGGAAGCAACGUUUCCUUGUGGCACAACCAGUCAGAGGUACUAUCCAGACCUGGAUAGUGACACACAAUCAGUGUGGACUUAUUUGAAUUUUGCGCUUCCUUAGACAUUAUUUUGUAGGAAAGAAAGUGAUGGCAUCACAAAAUGGUGGCUGUUUUAGUGGGCUACUUUUCUUAGCAGUAACAAUAAUAAAAUUAUGACGGACUGAAGGCAAAUUAAUUUUACUUGGUAAGGUGGGAUUAGUACAUUUGGGGUAGAAUCUCAUUCAGUUUAGAAAAAAUUGAUCUUAACACAACAUAAAUUUUCAAGCUUGUUGGGCUACUGUUAUGUCGGAAUGAGCUCUUUGAAAUUUUAUCUAAAUCUGAUGACUAUCUCAGGGGUUUCAAUAAGUUUUUGCAUAAGUGGGUACUUAAGAGUAGCAGGCGGGUAUAUUUGCCGAAGGCCCCAAGGGCCUUCGACCCUAGGGGGGUCGGGGGGCAUGCUCCCCCAGAAAAUUUUGAAGUUCUAGACACUCGCACAUGCAUUUUCAGGUAUUUUUUUGUUGCUUUGUUUUUACAUUUUUUUGCUCCUAAGUCAACUAAUUUAAACAAAUUUGAAGAGAAUUAUGUUACAAUGAAGUAGUCAUAGUCAAAACCUAUUUUGCCCAAUUUUUGGGCAAGAAUUCGAAGCUGAGAUGAAAUUAUCUGGUCUUAGUUGACGUUCAUGUGAAGGCUCCAAGCGGGUAAUCAGCCCGUUGCAAGCGGGUAGAUCUACCCGCUACCCGGCUACUAUUGAAACCCCUGCUAUCUUGAAAUCACUGAAAUCAUGCAUCAACUUAAAUUUAACUAACUCAGGAACACAACUAAACUUAUAUUCUCUGUGUAAAUCAUAUUGUAAUUAAAUUAGCUUAAAACAUACUAUAAUUUUUAUUUUGCAACAGCUGGUACUGUUUGUAAAAUAUUUCUUUUUUCCUUUCUUUUCUUUAAAUUUGUGUGUCUCUUCCCCCGCCUCGAUUAGCCUCUCCUAUAUGCGGGUGGAAGCUAUUGUGAAAUUGUAAAUUGAGAUUGAAAGAAUAAAUUUGAAAUUGAAGUUGAAGUUGAAGUUUUGAGUAAACCAACCCUCUCAUAGAUUAAAUAAGUUAUGUAGUGUAUGCAACUUGCUGAAACAGUAUCACUCUCCAUACAGUGUAAAAUUGAUACAGAUCACAAUCAACGGCAAACAAGAUUGACAAAAAUUUUUAAAAAAGUUUUACUCAAUUUAUAAUAUUACUCUGACAUCAGUAUUUAUUUUUUUCAAUUUCAUUCCCAGUCUUUACGCAAAGUUGGCCAAGAUCCUAUAGUCCUUCUUAUGUGCAUGACAGUGUUUUUAUCGUAUUUACCUGAAGCUGGCCAAUAUUCCUGUAUGUUUCUCUAUCUUAAACAAGUAAGUGCUCUAAAUCAUUUGUUAUAUUAUAAUAUUUUUUAAUUCUGUGUUAUUAAAGAAGGCCAAAAUACAACCUGUGUACUUGUUUGAGUUGAUCCUGUAGGAUCCUUUAGGAUCCUACAUAGGAUUUCUACCAUUCAUGGAGAUAACCAAUUAAAAUUUACCAAGCAUCAAUCUGCAUUAUCUCCACCAAUUAGACUGCAAGACAAUGUUAAUAACAAAGAACUUCUUUCUUUCCUAUGAAAUAGCAGUGUAAAAUGUACAUGUACCUUCAGAGUGUGCUAAGAUUUUUAGAUGCUUUUACUUUGAUUUUUGUUUUUCAUGACAAGGCCCAUAUUUUUUCAUUUCGUUUUGCAGGUUAUACAUUUUACUUCAGAAGAUGUAGCAACCUUUAUAGCAGUAUUAGGAGUUUUAUCAGUUAUAUCUCAGGUAAAUAAAUAGAGGAUAUUACAUGGUCACGUGGUGAAAUGAAAUUUCUCUUCACCCCCCCCCCCCCCAAUUAAACUUUAAAGUCUUGUUAAAUAAAGAAAAGUCUUUCAUCUCUAAGCCUCCCUCUUCAGGUAGUGAAUAAUAUUUCACGAGAGAGCACAGCAAACGAGUGAAAUAAUUAUUUUUCGACACGAGAAGAUAAAUUUUGGUAUCUCCAUGCGAUCAUGUAAUGUUUUAUUUAUUAUACAAACACCAAUGAAAUACCAAACCAUUCCACUUUAAUAGCUUUUUGUUUUGAAAGGCACGAUGUAGCCAUAGCAAUGGUUAUCUCUUUCAUGUGUGAAGAUAAUAAUUACGUUAUUUUCACAUGUGAAGAUAUCAUGUUUUCGCACAAAAGCUCACCUGGUAUUUCAUUGGUGUUUAUAUAAUAAAAAAUUAAUAUUUUACAAUAGAUCAGGAUCAGUGACUCAAGAUCUCUUGGAUAAUAGCACAUCAGAGGAACUGACAAUUCCACCCUGGGAUUUUAGGAUUCAAUGGUUCAUUAUUGAUAUACCAUGAUCCAGGAGACACAGCAUUACUGACUCUGAUCUGAAUUAUCUCAAUGGAAUGCACCUUUAGUCUUUGUUAUGUACACUGUAGACAUGUCUCAUCCUGUAUUUUGUCUUUUUUCAUCUUUUAGACUGUAGUUCUUACUUGUCUCAAGAAAACUAUAGGAUUGAAGAACUGCGUGUUAAUUGGAUUAAUAUUUGAAAUUCUUCAGUUGUCCUGGUAUGGUCUAGGAACACAAUUCUGGUAAGUUGAGCAACAAUCAUUUUGGUUUUUUUGAUUAUUAUGAUCGUGUAUGUAUUGAUUGUGUUUUUGUAAUUAUUAUUAUAUGUAAUUAAGUAAAGAUAUUGUAUCUUUUUUCAAAACUGAUGCCAUACCACACCCCUGACUGCCCAUAAAGACAGCUUACCUCCAUCCUUUAACCCUUUAAGCCCCAAUAUCCACAUACAAAUUCUCCAAACUGAUCUCCAUACAUUUCCUUUAACAAUUAGUUGAGAGAAUUUGAUAAAAGAUCAAAGCAUUUUCUUUAUGGUGAUAAUUUUAUUAAUUCUCACAACUUUAUCUCUUGACAGUGUAUGGAUAUUGUUAGGAGAACAUUGUUGUUGGUCACUAUUAGCACUUAAAGGGCUAAAGAGAUGUGUUAGAAUUGGAAUAGUAGAAUUUUAUCAAAAUCAAAAUUCUAACAGUUGGAACUGCCACCAAUUGAUUGAAACAAAAAAAUAUUCUCUACAAACAUUAGAAAUGAUACGCUACUAUUAAAUAACCCAGCAAAUACAAAAAUAGGCCAGGACGGACAAACUUGAAGAAGAUUAAAAUGGAUUGAAAUUGUGGUUUUUUCUGAAAACUUUUUAGCACCUGACAGUUUUUCAAAGUUCAUUUUUGUUGUAUGUAAUGUUUGAUACAAUGCUUUAGAAGUAUAUUUUUUGGACAAGAAGCCAUGAUUUUGCUGUUUUCAAGUAAUUUCUUUGUUAAUGUUAAGUUCCAUAGGGCAUGAGGAAGUGUAAUUGGCAAUAUUAGUGAACUUAUGCAACAGGAUGAGAGAGGAGAGACAACAGCAAACCUAGUGUGACAACCGUGACAAAGAUUUUGUUUGAAAAAGCCUUCCACCAAACUUCGCAUUCCUAAAACAGAUCUUUUGUAGAAGAGCAAAGAACAUCAGUGUUAAGAAAAUUCCCGACAAACUUGUAACGCGAGUAAUAACCCCGUCACAUUUGUCACACACACAAAUUUUGCCAUCUUCUUCCUUCUGCCAUCCUGUUGCGUAAACUCACUACUAACAAAAUGAACUUGACAGCUGUGACACAACCUAUGGUGGAAAGGUUUUAUUGUAGCCAGUGAAGUCUAGGAUACAACCCAUGAUCUUAUGUUGUGUUUGUGAUGAUAGGAUGAUGUGGGCAGCUGGAUCCUUAGCAUCUGUCUCCAUGAUAACUUACCCGGCCAUCAGUGCUCUGGUGUCAUGUAAUGCGGAAGCAGACCAACAAGGUUCGUAAUGAUUUUGAUUGUUUAUCAUGAAGAAAAAUAUUUAUCAUAGCAUAAACGUACAAAAUUCUUUGAUCUGGUUGGCUGUCAUCAGCCCUGUUUUUAGCAUACAAUGUAAACAUACAGAACAUGCAGUUGUGUGCACACUCCUGAAUAGGUUCUUUUGUUUUGUUUUUGUCAUUUUUAUAUAUUUAUUUAAUUUUUUUUUCUUUUCAUGUCUAACAAAAAUCUUCUUUAUUUCUCUAUCUACAUACUGUAAACUGCUGCUUAUAAGCCCAUCUGCUUAUAAGCUCCCCUGGUUAUAGGCCCACCUACAUGCAAACAAAAAAAUACGUCCGAUUAUUAGCCCAUCCGGAUAUAAGCCCCAGUUACAGUUUUGAUUUUGUUUUGAAAUUUAACUGAAUUCUAUUUAUUGCUGCUUUUUUAAGGCUUCAAUUGUAAGAGUAAUAAAUUUAAAUCAUACGUCGAUUGACAGUGCUGUUGCUCAUUUCGAAACGUUUUUUGUCGUCCGCUUAUAAGCCCAUCCGGAUAUAAGCCGUCCCGUUUAUAAGCCCACCCAAAACCCCUUACGAACUUGUUUAAGCUCAGGGCUUAUAAGCGGCAGUUUACGGUAUGCAUUACACCUGAUAAAAUAUUGUAACUAAAAUUAAUAGAGUAAGUAAUGUUAGGUGGAACUUAAUUCAUCUCUGCAGCUAUUUUGUAGGCUUGUCACUCCCCCCAUGCUCACCGCUCACCCAAAAAAAUUUCACUUUUAGUAAAACACGGCGUGGUUGUUGACAUGCCCAUCUGGAAAGUACAUUGGGUGUGACACAGUGUGACUCCCCCCUCCUUUGAAAAAUCCUGACUACAAUGUACUCCCCUGACUAACAUAUUAUUUUUGUGUGUAAUUGUUAGGCGUGGUCCAAGGCAUGAUAACUGGGAUUAGAGGCCUGUGUAAUGGGAUUGGACCUGCUUUAUUUGGACUGGUAUUUUAUGUGUUUCAUGUGGACUUAGAAGAUGAUGAUCUGAAGGGUGUGACUGUCGCGGUAUCAGCCAAUCACACCGCUAUGGAGGAUCCCUAUGGGGAGGUACUGAGAAUAAUGUAAUUAAAACUGGAACAAGAGACUGUGGAUCAUUAUAAGUUUCUGGGAAACUGCCCACCUACCCCUCCCUAGACUACGAGUAGUCCCCCAUUUUUCCUCAGGGAUAGUAGAGCGAACGAAACGCGAGCGUGCGUGGAAAUUAGCCCAUGCGAGAAAAAGCGACACGCGGCGGGGAGAGAGACCUCGGGAUGAUUUUCUCGCGCGCUUGCGUUUCGCUCGCUCGCUCGCUCUACUAUCCCUGAGGAAAAAUGGGGGACUACUCGUGGUCUAACCCCUCCCCUAAGCCGACACUUUGCCACAAGUGGUAAACCAGGGAAACCAGUGGUAGCGUCGCAACGCUAUGUUGGCUCUUUUCUCAGGCUGUACUGAGUCUAUCAUUUGGCAUACUAACUUUAUGAUAUUUUUGUUUCACCCUUUUUUGUCUAAUUCUAGUGUUAACCAUUUUUCUCAUUAUUACGAACGAGAUGAAUUCUAGCCUGCGUAGCGUAGUGGUUUUGUUGGGAGCACCACUGAGCGACGAAGCCGCAAAAACGCGCGCGAACAAACGGCGACGCUCCCGUCCCAAUCUCCUCGCGAUUUCUCUGCCCCCGCCCGCCUAUAUUACUUAGCGCGCCCAACCAAAACCGCCAUGCUACGCAGGCUGGAUGAAUUCUAACUCGACAAAAAUACAAAUUUUCAGAAUAAUUAACGGUAAAAAAAAUUAGGAAAAUUAUUUUGGUUAAUAUUAUUUAUUUACGUAUUUAUUUAUUUAUUUACUUAUUUACUUAUGUUUUUUUAAAUAUUAUUUUGCGUUCAUCUCUAUAGACCAUUGUGAAAGGUGCACCCUUCCUGUUUGGAGCUGGUUCUGUUAUCCUGUCCCUCCUCUUGGCUUUCUUUCUACCAGACAAUGGUGGGAGCAUCAAUCUCACUGGCCGCUCUCCUACAAGACGAUCAAUUGAUUUUAGUUUCCAGAGUGAAUGUGAAAUGAGUGGAUCCGAAUUAAGGGACAUAAACGGUACAACAGAUAACGCAUCUCUUUUAUCUGACACCAAGCCUCUUUAACACCCUCAAGGAAAACUUGAUUUAAGUGAAACAAGCGUUGCUCCGAAUUACAAGACUUGAACAGUGCAACAGAUGGUGCGUCUCUUUUAUCUGACACCAAACUUCUUUAUCACCCUCAAAGAGAACUUGUUGUAAUAAGUGAAACUAGUGGCUACGAAUUAUGGGACAUAAACAGUGCAACAGAUAGUGCGCCUCUUCUGAUCUGACACCAAGCCUAUCUAGCACCCUCAAGGCCCUUAAUACUGCAUUACCAUCCGAGUGCCUUAAAAUUUAUGGCGAUGGAAGUCAAGACAUUGUGCUCCCCAUUCGGCGCCAAGCCUGUUGUAUUGCUACCCAAAGAAUCUUCGAAGGAUUUAAAUUCAUCCAGACAAUCUCAGCUACAAAACUCUUGUACAGGCCAGUUCAAAUGCAAUUUUCCAUGCCAUUUACCGGUAACUGUUUUGUUGCAUGGAAUAUCAAUGCACUUUUUGCCGCGGCUUAGUUUGUCCUCACAUCGCAAAUCCAGCAAGUCCUUGAAAAUAAUGAAAGUUGUACAUAAGAGAGUUUAUGUCUAAUAUAAUUAUGCCUAGAAAUUAUUUAUUCCAGUGCUACUUGAUUUUAUCAUUGUCUUCAUUUUCCCUGAAC